Messenger RNA from Tympanuchus pallidicinctus (lesser prairie-chicken), 3909 nucleotides. It is a transcript of the gene ALDH18A1, whose product is annotated as aldehyde dehydrogenase 18 family member A1. NCBI's taxonomy places the organism in Eukaryota, Metazoa, Chordata, Aves, Galliformes, Phasianidae. The record is from RefSeq and is a predicted model, not a curated record. The coding region runs from base 903 to 3311 and encodes 802 amino acids. Gene Ontology annotation, cellular component: mitochondrion; cytoplasm. Gene Ontology annotation, molecular function: ATP binding; glutamate-5-semialdehyde dehydrogenase (NADP+) activity; glutamate 5-kinase activity. The transcript is spliced from 19 exons.
UGUGGUUCGGUCGGGCCCGAAGGAAGUCUCCUUGAAAACGAGCGAGUCGAGCCUUGCGAAGAUACAGGUACCGCCCCGUGCUGCGGGCAUCUGGGCGCUCAUCCUAACGGCCCUGCAAAGUUGUCUUGAGGCGCGUAGACUUUAUUUUGGGCUGUUUUGGUGGCCGCAGAGCAUUACUGUUAUAUAGAGCCAACGACAGAGUGGAACUGCUCCUGGGGCCUUUGUGAGCAGUAAAUGGAGAACUACAUUGGCUUCGUUCAUUGGGAGUUUUGGAGAAACGGAGCCGCUGCACAUCUUUGUCCUGCCUGUUUCUUUGUAUGUUGCUUGGCCCUAUCAUGAAGAUUUCUCUGAGCCCAAAGAAAAGACGUAAACCCUCCUGACACGCAGAUAUCCAGGCUUUGGCUUUACUCCUGGUAAUAAGCCUGUGUCUGUUGUAUGCUAUUUCAUCACUCAAGAUACAACAGGGUCUGGGUGGUUUUUGUUUGUUUGUUUUGUAUGAGAAGAAAUCUAAUAGCUCUCUAAAAGGAGUGAUAGGGUUAUAGGUAAAGAAAUCUUGAUGUCCAAAACUUACACAGAUUUCUUACACAGGAGGCAGUAGGGGUGGCAAAGCUGAUGCUUCUGGUGCUAGUGCUGUCUACGUGCCGUUUGAGCUCUGCAGCCUCAGGGAGGAACAAGAAGGUGUGUGCACUGGAAGUCUGCAGUGUUACAGAUGCUGUGGAGAAGGUGAAUGCUAUCAUAGUCAUGUAAAGCUGGAGACCAGAGGAGUGGAUUAGGUAUCAGCGUACCUUUGAUAGAAAAGGAAUGCCUUAAUCUCCGCAGCAGCAAAGGAAGAGAAAAACACAUCGUUCUGAGGACAGAACAAAAAAGGAGAGAUAUCCUUGACUUGCAGAAGGCAUCUCAAAAUGUUGUGUCAAGCCGCUCUGAGCCCUCUUGUCCGUUCCCCUGGAUGGUGCUUUGUGUUACCGCCACAUGCCAUCGCAGCCAUGUCCCGUUUCUAUCUCCCCCACAAUACCCAGAGUUUAAGGAAUGAAUCCAUCCGUCGUUGGAGCAACAUCCCAUUUAUCACCGUGCCACUUAGCCGUGCACAUGGCAAGUCAUUUGCACACCGCAGUGAGCUGAAGCACGCAAAGCGGAUCGUCGUGAAGCUGGGCAGCGCUGUUGUGACAAGAGGGGAUGAGUGUGGCUUAGCUCUUGGGAGGCUGGCAUCUAUUGUGGAGCAGGUGUCAGUGCUGCAGAAUCAAGGCCGAGAGAUGAUGAUUGUCACCAGUGGUGCUGUAGCUUUUGGAAAGCAGCGACUGCGUCAUGAGAUCUUGCUUUCUCAGAGUGUGAGGCAAGCACUUCAUUCAGGCCAAAGUCAGCUAAAAGAUAUGGCAAUUCCAGUCCUGGAAGCCCGAGCCUGUGCAGCAGCUGGCCAGAGUGGACUGAUGGCCCUGUAUGAAGCCAUGUUUACACAGUACAGCAUCUGUGCAGCUCAAAUUUUAGUCACCAAUCUGGAUUUCCAUGAUGAACAGAAGCGUCGGAACUUAAAUGGAACGCUACAUGAGCUUUUAAGAAUGAAUAUUGUCCCAAUAAUUAACACUAAUGAUGCUGUUGUUCCACCUCCAGAACCGAAUAGUGAUCUACAGGGGGUAAAUGUGAUUAGUGUGAAGGAUAAUGACAGUUUGGCAGCACGUCUGGCUGUCGAAAUGAAGGCUGAUCUCCUUAUUGUUCUUUCAGAUGUAGCAGGACUCUUCAACAGCCCUCCAGGAUCUGAUGAUGCAAAGCUCAUUGACAUAUUCUACCCAGGAGACCAACAGUCUGUGACAUUUGGAACCAAAUCUCGAGUGGGAGUGGGAGGCAUGGAAGCCAAGGUGAAAGCAGCUCUGUGGGCCCUCCAAGGAGGCACUUCUGUAGUGAUUGCAAAUGGAACUCACCCAAAGAUCUCUGGUCACGUCAUCACAGAUAUUGUGGACGGGAAAAAAGUUGGAACUUUUUUUUCAGAGGUAAAGCCUGCAGGCCCUACAGUAGAGCAGCAAGGUGAAAUGUCUCGAGCUGGUGGCAGGACCCUGGCAGCACUGCAGCCUGAGCAGAGAGCAGAGAUUAUUUAUCGUCUUGCUGAUUUACUAACCGAUCAAAGAGAAGAAAUUCUCUUGGCAAACAAGAAGGACUUAGAAGAAGCAGAAAAUAAAGGGAGACUGGCACUUCCUUUGUUGAAACGUCUGAGUCUCUCUACAUCAAAGCUGAACAGCUUGGCUAUUGGACUACGUCAGAUUGCAGCAUCCUCACAGGACAGCGUUGGCCGCGUAAUUCGGAGAACAAGAAUAGCAAAAGACCUGGAAUUGGAGCAGGUGACAGUGCCUAUUGGGGUUCUUCUCGUGAUUUUUGAGUCCCGCCCCGACUGUCUCCCACAGGUGUCUGCUUUGGCCAUUGCUAGUGGAAAUGGUUUGCUACUUAAAGGAGGAAAAGAGGCAGCUUAUAGCAAUCAAAUCCUUCAUCAUCUGACACAAGAAGCGCUUUCAAUUCACGGAGUCAAAGAUGCAGUGCAACUGGUGAAUACAAGAGAGGAAGUAGAAGAUCUCUGCCGUCUGGAUAAGCUGAUAGAUCUUAUCAUUCCACGUGGUUCUUCCCAGCUAGUCAGGAAUAUACAGAAAGCAGCAAAGGGAAUACCUGUGAUGGGACACAGCGAAGGAAUCUGUCAUGUGUAUGUGGAUGUGGAUGCCAGUGUUGAAAAGGUCACGCGAAUAAUCAGAGACUCAAAGUGUGAAUAUCCUGCUGCCUGUAAUGCUCUGGAAACACUCUUAAUUCAUCGGGACUUGCUGAGAACCCCGUUGUUUGAUCAGAUCAUAGAUAUGUUGAGAGUAGAACAGGUGAAGAUUCAUGCUGGCCCAAAAUUUGCCUCUUACUUGACGUUCAGCCCCUCUGAAGUGAAAUCUCUCCGCACUGAAUAUGGGGACCUGGAGUGCUGCAUUGAGGUUGUGGACAGUGUCCCAGAGGCUGUUGAACAUAUCCACAAGUAUGGAAGCUCUCACACGGAUGUUAUCAUCACGGAAAAUGAGAAAACAGCAGAGUUCUUCCUCCAGCACGUGGACAGCGCUUGUGUUUUCUGGAAUGCCAGCACCCGAUUCUCUGAUGGAUAUAGAUUUGGACUUGGUGCUGAAGUUGGAAUUAGUACUUCUCGUAUCCAUGCACGUGGACCAGUAGGAAUUGAAGGACUCUUAACUACAAAGUGGCUGUUGAGAGGGGACAAUCAUGUUGUUUCUGACUUCUCAGAGCAUGGCAGCAUGAAAUAUCUUCAUGAGAACCUCCCUCUGCCUCACAGAAGUACCAGCUAAGAUCACUGGGGAGGAAAACCAGGGUUAAAAUGCUUAAUGAAGAUGUUCAGGCUCCAGUGCAUUCUCUGAGGAUAGAGAUUUGCUUUUCAUCUCCAGGAUCAUUGUUCUUAAUCACUGUGCAGUCCAUGGAAUAUGUUGUGAUCCUAUCUGUGACAUACUUGAUUUGUUGCUGCCUUUUGCUAUUUCCUUUGGUAGUAUCUGCAAAUAGACUUUGUUUUUACCAGAGACCUUUUUUGAAACAUACACUUUCUGCUAGGAAAAGUUCAAAUAUCUGCUGCGUUCUUUUCACUCCAUUGUUCCCUCUGGCAAAUGUAUAUGGUGGUGGAGGAGUAUACAUUUUUUUAACCAAGGUCUUUGUUUAGUUGAAACAUUUGUUGUAUUGAACAAACUUGGUAGCUUUUCUUCAGUCAUGUGAUCAUGGCAGCUCUUGAAAGCUCUAAAGCUUUGAUGAUUAUUUUCUUAGUUUUUGAUUACACUUGAUUACUAUGCAUUUGGACCGUACCUUUCACUAAUGUUCUGAUGGAACAAUCUUUUAUAUCUGAUUUUGUUGUAUUUGUUGACAUUCGUAGAUAAAUAACACAAUGGUAUACAAUGUGAA